AUGUUUGCAGUAGACUGGAUUUCUAAAGCCUUACCGAUUAGUCGGGCAAAACCCAAAAUUUUGGUUCUGGGUUUGGAUAAUUCAGGAAAAACCACACUUUUAAUCAUACUAAAUCGCACAAGUCCUCUUCUAGCAACUUCUUUAGGACCUCUUGUCACAAUUCCUACACUUAGUCCUUCAUCAACGGAGUUUUUAAUAGGAGAUACUGUCUGUGACGGGUAUGAUAUAGGAGGUUAUCUUCCUAACAGAACAUGUUGGGCACAAUAUACGUAUGACGUUUCAGGAGUUAUAUUUUGUGUAGACGCGUCUGAUCCUGAUAAAUUUGAUACGGCUAAGUUUGAAUUGGACAAACUUCUUGUGAACGAAAAUUUGGACGGCGUUCCAAUUUUGGUCUUUGGAACUAAAGUUGAUGCGCCAAAAUCAGUCAAUGAGGAAAGACUCAUGCAAGCAUUGAAUAUUGGAUAUACUCUUAAAAAGGGGACAGCUGUAGCCAUUACCAAUGUUAGUAGACCGAUAGAGGUAUUCAUGUGCUCGAUGCUUAGUAAAAGAGGGAUCGAGAGUGGAAUGCUUUGGCUAUCUCAGUUUAUAAAUAAAUAA
Messenger RNA from Mucor mucedo, 597 nucleotides. Its product is annotated as small COPII coat GTPase SAR1. Lineage: Eukaryota; Fungi; Mucoromycota; Mucoromycetes; Mucorales; Mucoraceae. Gene Ontology annotation, biological process: endoplasmic reticulum to Golgi vesicle-mediated transport; intracellular protein transport; membrane organization. Bases 1 to 597 code for a protein of 198 amino acids. Gene Ontology annotation, molecular function: GTP binding; GTPase activity. Gene Ontology annotation, cellular component: COPII vesicle coat; endoplasmic reticulum exit site. The transcript has 4 exons. The record is from RefSeq and is a predicted model, not a curated record.